AAAUCUAUUGGUCGCGGUCUCGGGCUUCGCCAUCCAAUGCUCUGCUGAUCAGACUGCAGUUGUGUUUGGAGAGAGAGGGGGGGAGAAGUUGGCAGCUGGCGGAUCGCGGAGAAAAAGGCGUUUUUUGUUGUUGUUGCUGUCUCUCCGGCGCGCUCGGACAGUGGAAUUAUGAGCAGAGCUGACCCAGCCUCUAUCACCCUGUCCUGAAUCCCUUGUUGUUUUUUUUGUUGUCUUUUAAAAAAACACACGGAGAGAAAGAAAAAAAAAAAAAAAACCAGAAAAAGAAAAAGAACAAAAAGAGCCCGACCAUGGAGAUCGGAGUCCGCAUCGUCUUGGCUCUCCUCGUCCACCAGGUUGCCCGUGUGGGCGGCCAAGAGGACGCAGGCCAUGAGGGCUGUGCGCCGGGCUUCCAGGUCAAACAUUACCAGGUGGCGUACAGUGGACCUUUUCAGAAAGGCCAGUCGCUCGCACAAGUGGAGUUCGACGACUGCGCGGGGAACGAGGGCGUGACGUUCGACGUGUCGGACCCCGGCUUCCAGGUAGACGGGGAUUUGAAUCUGGUCCCACACCAAGACGUCCCGUACAGCGGGCCGGUCCUCUUCAUACACGGCGUCAGUGCACACGCAGACGACAUGGCGCUGGUGGAAGUCACCGGGCUGCCGCUCCGGUCGCCGCACACGCCCAGGAACAUCCUGGGUCUCGGCCAGACGGUGCCAAACAGACACAAGAGAUCCCUGCUGGUGCCUCCUAUGAUCGUUACGGAGAACCAAAGAGCUCCUUUCCCCAGGCUCAUUGGCAGGUCUCAUGUGAUUUUAUCAGACAGGUCGGAAAACCACAUCUUCCGACUGACAGGCCCCGGUGCUGACCAGGAUCCCAGAGGUCUCUUCAUCAUUGACAUAGACACAGGAGAGGUGUCAGUCAGCCGCUCACUAGACCGGGAGGCCAUUGACUCCUACGAGCUGGAGGUAUCAACCACAGACUUCGCUGGAAACCUUGUCGACGGGCCCGCCUUACUACUGAUCACUGUCAUCGACCAAAAUGACAACCGGCCCAUCUUCAAAGAGACACGUUACACAGGAGAGGUGCUCGAAGGAUCCCCUACAGGAACCACGGUGAUGAGGAUGACGGCGCUAGACGCCGACGACCCCGCCACGGACAACGCCGCGCUGCGCUACAACAUCAUCCGGCAGUCGCCCGACAAGCCGUCCCCCAACAUGUUCUACAUCGACGCCGAGAGGGGCGACAUCGUCACCGUCAUCUCCCCUGCGCUACUUGACAGAGAGACGCUGCCGACCACGACGUACGAGCUGGAGAUCGUGGCGAAGGACAUGGCAGGAAGUGAGGUGGGCCUCACGGGAACGGCCACGGCGACCAUCACCAUCACAGACAAGAACGACCAUGCGCCCGAAUUCACACAUCCGCUGUUUGAGGCGUCUGUGAACGAGGGUUCGACGGGGGUCGUGGUCAACCUCACCGUAGACGACAGAGACGAUCCCGCCACGGAGGCGUGGAGAGCCAUCUACUCCAUAAGUAAUGGCGAUCCCACGCAGAGCUUCGAGAUCCAUACCAAUCCGGACAAUAACGAAGGAAUGCUGUCUGUCGUCAAGCCGCUGGACUACGAGGCCAAAAAGUUCCACACGCUACUCAUCAAAGUGGAGAACGAGGACCCGUUGGUCCCCGAUGUCGGCUACGGCCCGAGCUCCACGGCCACCGUCCACGUCAGCGUUCUGGACGUCAACGAGGGCCCCGUCUUCUUCCCCGAUCCCCUGGUAGUCACCAGGAUGGAGAACGUCCCCGUGGGCAGCUUUGUGGCCUCACUCAAUGCUACAGAUCCAGAUAUACUGCAGAUGCAGAGCAUCAGGUACGCUGUCCUGCGAGACCCAGCAGGCUGGCUGAGUGUGAACCCGGUCAGAGGAACUGUCAACACCUCGGCCCCGCUGGACCGCGAGUCUCCGUAUGUCCACGACAACAGAUACACGGCCGUCUUCAUCGCCACGGACAACGGUUACCCUGCAGCCACAGGUACCGGCACGCUGGUCAUCUACCUGGAGGACUACAAUGACAACGCCCCCUAUGUGGUCCCGUCGGUAGCGCAAGUGUGCGAAGACGCCCAUGACAUGAACGUGGCCAUAGUCGGGGGAUGGGACAAGGACCUCCCGCCCAACGGCGCUCCCUUUAAGAUAGAGCUGGGGAAACAGCCCGGUCUGGACAAGACAUGGAAAGUUGCCAGAGUCAACUCCACACACUCGCAGAUCAUGAUUUUGCACAGUCUGAAGAAAGCCAACUACCAGCUUCCGUUGAUCAUCACCGACUCGGGGGUGCCCCCUUUGUCCAACAGCACAGAGGUCAAAGUUCAGGUGUGCGUCUGCAAGAAGAACAAGAUGCACUGCAGCUCCGCGCACUCCCACCGCAACAGCCUCCCGGUGCUGCUCGCGACACUCCUGCUCACCCUACCCUAAAAGUUGCUGAGGGUCCAGACAGUCGUCACUGUGUCGAGCGGGUUCAACAUACACAACCCUGUGAUGUCUCUGUCUGACAUUCUCCUCCGCUUCCCCGUUUGUCAUUGAUAGAUUUCAAGGUCGCUCUCUAAUUUCCUGUGUUGUCUUAUGCACAGAAAGGUGCUAAACAGGAGGCCCCUUGAUUUGCAAAUGAGGCGGCCGAUGAUAAAUGGAGGUUGCGGAUGUCAGUGCACGAUGCCCAACAACGCGGCGUCUGCCUUCAUGUGAUAGUGCGUCAUAUAUUACUUGCUAGAUUAAAAAAAACAAAAAACAGUAUCCCCAUGAAUAAAAACUCAAUUUAUAAACAAAACCCUUGGUGUAAACUUGUGGAAGGAAGGUGUUUAAGUUCAUCUGUUCUCCACUGUGUUCUAUCCGCACUGAUAACAAUAAGGUCACAGUGAGAGGAUUCUGAUUUUGUAUUAGUCCAAAGUACCAUGUUUAUGUAAAACAGCUAAAGUUCAUUUUAUUUUUGCCUCUUCUUUUUCUUUCAUGGCUUUGAGGUAUUGAGGUUUUUGUUUUUUUUAACAUCAAGCUAUUUUACAUUGUUGGGAUUUGGGAAAAGCUUUGGCAACAUGAAUGCCAGUUCCCCAGGGACCCGUCUUCAGGCCCGGUGGUCUUUUAAAAUGACAUGUUGAUUAAAGCGUAAAUCAUAUUAGUAGUGCCCUGUGCCCGGAGAAUGUGUCUCCCCUGCAGAUUGGCUGACGUCACGGUCCGAGACUCCGAGGUUGGUAUGAUGCACAUCAGCCUUGGCUGUGUGCGUGGAGAUCCCCAAUCUGAGCUGCUCCACGCAAACAUGCAUGAAGCGGUCGCCUUAUUGUUUCAUGAAGCACAGGGUUUCAUUACGCCGGUCCCGCCAAACCAGGCCGGCGGCAGGGAGGCGCAUCAGAGCUCCCCAGAGUCCCAAUUUGUUGUCACUGCUGGGCUCACGCUGCCUCUUUGCGGUCGGGAAGCGGCAAAGAUUUACUGGAAACAAAAUGCACGCAGGAUUUCUGCGACACAUCAGUGAAAAGACUCGAACACCACCUUAUCUGUGACCAACAGUCUCUUCUCUCUGUGCCUCCACUUUUACAAAAAUAUACAUACUGUACAUAAUUCAUCCGUUCCCCUUUUUCUUGUGAUGUACACCAGCGUGGCUGCAGCAGCUCCCUUCCAGUGUCAAAAGGAAAGACAUGCUACUGAUAUAAUAUACUGCACUACUCGAUCACAGUAAUACUACUGCACUACUCGAUCACAGUAAUACUACUGUACUACUUGAUCACAGCAAUACUACUGCACUACUCGAUUACAGUAAUACUACUGUCUAUGAGCAAGAUGACAAGGGAAACGUGCCGUGAAAGCUAGAAACCUGUCAGUCAAGUGUCCGUUGAAGUGUGAUUGUAGCACUUUCAAUUUUUUCAAGUGACAUUUCACCGUGCCGUUUCUCUAUGCUUGUAAGUCUGUAGAUCAUAUAACAGAAUUAGUUCCAUUUAACGAGAAUUUACAGUAAUGUUUAGAGGGGGGGGGGUGCAAUUUGCAUUACAAUUAAAGGAAUUUGCUCGGAGAUUAACAGCACCCAGGGAUGAAUUUCCUCUCUUAUUAGCUGUGAAAUCACGAUGGUGGGAAUAUUACAGAAUAGAAGUCAUGCAUUACACUUGUAGAUUAUAAAGCGAAGACCUUACGUUCCCAGUUUGAAAGACUGAUUUAAAAAGUCAGUCGCAAACGGGAAACAAGCAGCCCCUUCCUGUGACAUCACCCAGCACCGCCUCUGUCACUGGAACAUUAACAUACAGCAGGUCCAGAUGAUGUUCAACAAUCUGCACUUCACUAUCUGGUUAAGUGUUUGUAUCACCAGUAUUUGGUUAAGGUCAGAGAAAGAGUAUGAUUCUGACAGUUAAAUAGGGUUUGUUCGAGCGUAGGCAACAAAAGCACUUGGUUCAAGGCAAAGAUGAUGAAAACGUCUGUGAAGGGAAUCCGUGAAAGUUUUCCUUUACGUAGUUCUGAUAUAAAACAUGCAUUCACCAGAUCCUCAUCUUGCUUUGCUACUCUGGGUAUUGUCCAAUAAUUUCUAUAUAAUAAACAGUAUCACACAACAAAUUAUUGCCGUGGAGUUAUGUUUAUAAGGAUCCCAUGUUUUGUAAUGAUG
Molecule: messenger RNA, 4620 nt
Organism: Scophthalmus maximus (turbot)
Lineage: Eukaryota; Metazoa; Chordata; Actinopteri; Pleuronectiformes; Scophthalmidae
Gene: cdh13
Product: cadherin 13, H-cadherin (heart)
Exons: 15
Coding region: 309-2459 (716 amino acids)
Biological process (GO): adherens junction organization; cell-cell junction assembly; multicellular organism development
Cellular component (GO): adherens junction; catenin complex; plasma membrane
Molecular function (GO): cadherin binding; calcium ion binding
Source: RefSeq, a predicted model, not a curated record